Dioscorea cayenensis subsp. rotundata (Guinea yam) is the source of this 1930-nucleotide messenger RNA. Its product is annotated as fasciclin-like arabinogalactan protein 17. Bases 138 to 1505 code for a protein of 455 amino acids. Lineage: Eukaryota; Viridiplantae; Streptophyta; Magnoliopsida; Dioscoreales; Dioscoreaceae. The record is from RefSeq and is a predicted model, not a curated record. The transcript is spliced from 3 exons.
ACCAUCCUCCCCUCUUUCUCUCUCUUCUCCAUCUUCUCUAUCAACUCAAUCUCCAUCUCUCUCCCAAAUACAGAAAGACCUCUAGUGCUUGGCAUCUGGUCUUGUGCCUCUUUCUCUUUCUCUUUCUCUCACGCCACAUGGGUUCAUCCAUCAAUGGCGGUGUCAUCCUCUUCCUUCUCCUUCUAGCGGCGAUCUCAGCCUCAGCCUCAGCCUCAUCAGCAUUGCCAGAGAAGCCCACAAACACCAGUGGCCAGAUCAAUUCCAACUCCGUCCUCGUUGCUCUCCUCGACUCGCAUUAUACCGAGCUUGCCGAGCUGGUGGAGAAGGCUCUCCUUCUCCACACUCUCGAAGACGCCGUCGGUGCUCACAAUGUCACCAUCUUCGCCCCCAGGAAUGAGGCCUUGGAGCGUGAUCUUGAUCCUGAGUUCAAGCGCUUCCUUCUCGAGCCUGGCAAUCUCAAGUCCCUCCAGACCCUCAUCCUCUUCCAUGUGGUUCCGGCAAGGAUCUCCUCUCAUUCCUGGCCGUCAUCCCGCCACCGAACCCUCGCCAACGAUCAUCUCCAUUUGUCCGCCGACAAGGAUUCCGUGAAGAGGGUCGAUCUGGCGGCGAUCGUGCACCCCGACGCAGUUGUUCGCCCCGACGGUGUUAUCCAUGGCAUCGAGCGGCUUCUCGUCCCGAGAUCCGUGCAGGAGGACUUCAACCGUCGGCGGAGCCUAGCGUCCAUCUCCGCUGUGUUGCCGACUGGCGCUCCAGAGGUCGAUCCUCGCACGCACCGCCUUAAGAAACCAGCAUCCCCAGCUCCUGCCGGAUCUCCACCAGCCCUUCCGAUCUACGACGCUAUGGCUCCAGGCCCAUCCAUCGCUCCUGCCCCAGCACCCGGUCCCGGAUCCGGGAAGCACCAUUUCGACGGACACAGCCAGGUGAAGGACUUCAUCCAAACCCUUCUCCUCUACGGCGGUUACAACGAGAUGGCCGAUAUCCUCGUGAAUCUAACCUCCCUGGCGACAGAGAUGGGGCGGCUAGUCUCAGAGGGAUACGUGCUCACAGUGCUUGCGCCCAAUGACGAGGCCAUGGGGCGGCUGACGGCGGAGCAGCUCAGCGAGCCGGGAGCACCGGAGCAGAUCAUGUACUACCACUUGAUCCCGGAGUACCAGACGGAGGAGAGCAUGUACAACGCUGUGCGCCGCUUCGGCCGCGUCCGUUACGAUACGCUGCGCGUCCCCCACAAAGUCGUUGGUCGCGAGGCGGAUGGCUCCGUGAAGUUUGGCCAAGCCGAGGGCUCCGCCUACCUCUUCGACCCUGAUAUCUACACCGACGGGAGAAUCUCCGUCCAGGGCAUCGAUAACGUCCUCUUCCCGCCCGACGAGGAACCUCCCACCUCCUCUCAGCCACCCAGGAAGCCUCACGCUCAGCAGCCUAAGCCCCGGCGAGGGAAGUUGAUGGAGGUGGCUUGUCAUAUGCUUGGUGCCUUCGGUCAGCGCUCUCACUUUACCUCCUGCCAGUAGAGAUAAACUAAAUAAAAGGAAAAGAAAAAAGGGUUACAGUUGAAUGGAGGAUGGUGUACAAAAAAUUAAGUUGGAUGGGGGGUGAUUGGGAGGAGCUGGAGUUUUUAUUUUGUUCUCAUUUGAUUACCUUUACUUCUUCUAAUAUCUGUUUUUUGUACUGUCAAAUUUCUUAGGCAUCUGGUAAAACAGGGAUAGAAAAAAAAAGACCUAAGAAAUGAAUGGUGGGUUGUUGCUCUGGUGUUCCUCCCAUUGUUCUGUUUUAUUAUUUCUUUCUUUUUAUUUUUAUUUUUAAUUUUGUUCUUUUUUGUGGAGUUUGUUGUUGGUUAUAGCAAAUAAAUAAUAAUGAGACGUGAAAACAGCUCAAAAUGUUUGGUGGUCUUGUAUAUUUGCUGAAUAAUAGAAAACAAAUACAGGAAGUUAUGCAA